Messenger RNA from Aphanomyces invadans, 1197 nucleotides. RefSeq lists its product as hypothetical. The record is from RefSeq and is a predicted model, not a curated record. Gene Ontology annotation, molecular function: protein phosphatase inhibitor activity. NCBI's taxonomy places the organism in Eukaryota, Oomycota, Saprolegniomycetes, Saprolegniales, Verrucalvaceae. The transcript has a single exon. Bases 72 to 1103 code for a protein of 343 amino acids. Gene Ontology annotation, cellular component: cytoplasm.
GUCGAAACCAGCGCCAGAAACGAACGCGAGGGGUGGCACCGCGACGCCGCAGCCACUUCCGAUUCUUCCCGAUGAACCCCCAAAGCAAGUAUGGGGGACUCUCCAUGCGCAACAUUAUGAUCCGCAAGAAGCUCGCCGAGCGCAAACGAUUCGACUCGGCUGACUAUGCGAUGCAGCAACAAGUGUCGGCCACGACGACCAACCACGACUCGACAAUCGGCGCUACCCGACCGGUGAACUUGCACAUUACCACCAACCCCGUGAUUCUCCAACGCGCGUCGAACACACCGGUAGAACACGUGCAAUCUCCUGUUGUGCAGAUUGGGAUGGCCGCGUUCUUUGACAGCAUGAGCGAGGACACGUGUUCCGCCACCGCGCCGAACUCCCCCUCAGUAGACUCCAUGACUCUGUCGCCCGCCAACCGUCAAACGACUGUAUCUUCCUCCGACACAACAGUCGCCAAGGCGCAGCAGCAAGCCAAGUACGGCGCGCUCUCCGCACGCAACAUUAUUCUACGGCGCAAACUGGCGCACGGAGGUCGAUUCGAUUCGGCCGACUACCAGCUGCAACAGAACGGGCAAGGUGAAUUAGAUGGAAUUCCAACAGAAGAUUUGUUGCCACUGCCUCAGAACGAUAAGGAUAUCGAAGCCACUGGUGCUGCGGAUAUCCCCAUGUCCGUUGAACCCCACACGGCAGCAUCGACGCAGGUGUCCAACGGCCCGACCAACUACGGCAAACUAUGCGCGCAACACAUCCUCAUUCGAAAAAAGCUAAAGGAACGCAAGCGAUUCGAUUCGGCGGACUACUCGAUGGAACACAGCAAGGGGGUGUCGGCGUCGUCUACCUCAGCCGCUGUCGCUGCUCAAGUUGCGCGGUCCAUGGCCGCCGAUCAACAUCAAGCUAAACUCCUCAAGAUCUCGGUCGAGUCCCCCAAACCCAUCAAAGACGCGAGUGGGAACUGCAGCAGCCGAGACCUGUCCUCUCCCACGAGUCGCGUUGUGUCAAGGAACGUCUUCAUCCAGCGCAAGCUGCAGGAACGCAAGCGUUUUGACUCGGCAGAUUAUUUUCAGGAAAAGCAACGACAGCAGCAACAACACCCAUAAUUUAACACUCGCAUUAUUGGUUAUGUCGAGCCAUCGUCGCUUGAUCGAGCACAGAACGACAUCCAUGACAACGUCAUGGCGGGGUGACCCCCAC